Messenger RNA from Phasianus colchicus (ring-necked pheasant), 858 nucleotides. RefSeq names its product hemogen (gene HEMGN). The record is from RefSeq and is a predicted model, not a curated record. NCBI's taxonomy places the organism in Eukaryota, Metazoa, Chordata, Aves, Galliformes, Phasianidae.
CCUGGGCAGACACUCAUACACCUUUAAAUACUGAUAAGGAGAAUAUUAUUACCCCGCUGGUGGCCUAGUCAGAUAAGUUGUUUGUGGAGGACAGCCCGCAUUUCUUUCAGGCUCUCAUUCUGCUGCACCAGUAACUCCAGAUUACAUUCCCGAGGAAAUCAGCCGCCUCUUACUUGAGACUGCAAAGAGCAAUGGACAGUUUAGGGAGAGACCACGAUUAUUCCAACACUUCUCUGCCUUCCUCCACAGCUCAGGAGAAGAACGCUGAGCCAGGUUCCACCAUGUUGCCCCGCUUGAGAGACCGGGAGCUGCUCCGGAAGAGAAGGGCAGAAGCCGAGGAGAAGGAUUCGAUUCAGUGGGCUCUGGGGGAGCAUGAGAGAAGAAAACGGCAGAGGAGAGGUCAAGGUGCCAGGAGAGGAAAGGGCCGUGAGCGCGUCGUGGAACCUGCGCCGCAGCCAAACCCAAAGCCAAACCCUCAGCCCCCGGAGAAGGAGGAACCUGAGCCGGUGUCCUCCACGAUGAUGCAGCAAGCUGAGUCUUCCCAGAUGGAUAUGCAGGACCUGUUCGCUGGUGUGCAGCUGGCAGAUCUGGAAGGGAUACUGGCUUCUGGGAGCCAGAGUCCUCUGGGUGAAGAGGAUAUGCUGAAGCUGGCUGAUGAAAUACAAGAGGUAUUCAGUACUUCACUGGAAAAGAACGAAUCUGAUAAUGACAUGUACCCAUCAAGCCUAUUUUAAAGUUUUAUUUAACUAGACACAUAUUCUUGCAAUUUUUAUCGCUAAGAAAUACUGACAGGCCUUGUAGAGAGCCUUAAAGUUGCUCCUUCCUCAGGAACAAUAAAAAUCUGACUCUCUCUCUCUA